UUUGUUUGUAAUGCAAAGUGGUCAUUUGUGAUUUGUUUACCGCCUAUCAUAGUUGCAAUGUACUUACUGUAGUAUAAAGUUCAGUGUUCAAAGGAACAUUUAUUUGCUUAGGAAAAAAGGAAAAAAAAUUAGCGUUCAAAAGAAUAGGAACACGCUCAUCUCUCCCAACAUUUUCUUCUCUAUUCUGUAUCUCUCUCAAAAGAAUAGAAACGUUCAACACAGAGAGAUUUAAUUAACCAAAAACGCUCAUCUCUCUCAACAGUUUCUUCUCUAUUCUCUAUCUCUCUCUAACUGCAUUCAUGGCGGCAACUGGAAGAUCAAGAACUUCAUCAGUCCUAUGUCCUCUCUCUUCUCCUGAGACGUUACUCAAUCAUCAUCAAAGAUCAUCCGCGUCUCUUUGCUACAUCAAACUCUGUUUGAAGAGGUUUUUUCCCGGAAACAGCCCUAAACCCUCCACAGCAUCCAAGUGUUUGUGCUCUCCCACGACGCACCCUGGGUCAUUCCGGUGCGCUUUUCACCGCCGUUUAGAAAACGAGAAGAACAGAACCCUAAAUUCACAGGCGAAGCCAAACAAGUGUGGUAACACGACAAAGAACUCGGGAUUGAGUAUGAGAAAAACGGAGUUGCUGAAUUCGCUCGCGAGGAUCGCGAGUGUGGAGGCAGACCGGUUUAGGAAAUCUUUAGCGGCUAGUAUGGUUAAACCGUCGCCUCUCCAUAUCAGUCGCCGGUUUGAUUUCCGGCCACGACCUAGCCGCUUCUACGCAUUGCGUAAAGAUCAAGAUCUAAUAUCUAGUCGACUUUGAACUAUUUUGGCGUACGAAGGAACUAUGUUUUGGUCAAUAAAAAUUUCUGACUAGACUACACAUCACUGCUUAAGUGUUUUUAAUUUUUUUUUUUUAUAUUCUUCUUUUUUUUACUCUUGGUGUAAUGUAAUCAGGGGAGUCACAAAUUCUGAUGACUUAUAAACUUAAAGCCUUAAACUAAACAAGUUUCCAGCUCAUGUCUGACUUGACUUUCCACUUUUGGUAUGUUUGACUACUAUGAAGUUUCUGGUUUUUGCUUAUAAAAUGGGAGAUAUAAAUAGGGAGAAUUCGGUAAAUAUCUUUGGAACGGAUCCAAAUUGGAGGUUUGCCAUUUGAUUGACAUAUAAGACACAUCUGAUACAUUUCAGUUCUUUCUUGGAUUAAAAUGCCUUUACGUUUGAUGUUCUUUUCUGCAAUGGACAAAAGAGUCAGAGAGGUAAAGAUCCUCUGACACACAUCUGUUAGGAGACUGUUGCUGGAUAUAGGUAUGUUGUUUGAACUAUUGUAUAACAUCUAUUAUAUAGUUAUCGGAUAAUAGUUAUGCUAUGAAGUUGAAAUCACUCAUGAUUUUAUACAAAAGAUUAUCAUUUAUGUAAAUCAGAGAUAACAAUUGAUUGCAAGAUCUCAACAUCUUUAAAAUAUAAAAUUCGUUCUAAAUUUUAAUAUUAGUGUUAAAUUAAUUGUUAGUGGUUAACUUAUUUGUUAGAAACUAAACUUAUGAAAUAACCUUGUUUGUUGUAGAUACAUAAUUUGUUAGUUGAUACAUAUUUUUAUAACUGAUACAUUGUUUGAUAGAUGAUUUGUUAAUUGAUAUACUUUUUGGUAUAUGCUCUCUUAGAUGAUACUUGAUACAACAAUAUAUCAAAACAUGUUGUAUGUUAAAAUAAUAAUACACAUUGAUACACUAUUUUUUCACUCUUACACUUUUUCAUUUUCUUUCCUCUUUUCUUUCCUACUUCUCUAUUCUCUUUCCUCCUAUUUUCUAUCUCUAUCAUUGCCACCAUUUUCAAAUUUUUGAAUCUUUUUCUUUACUCAUUCAUCGAUAUCAAACUUCUUGUCACCUAACAAAACAUAUACCCAGUGGCGGAGUUAGAGUCUAACUAGGGUGGUCACAUGACCCAUGUGAAAAAAAAAAUUACUUGUUUUUUCCUUAUAAAAUUUGAUGAAAUAUGGUAAAGUUAAAUAAUUAACCCAUGAAAAUCAUAGUUGUUAUAUAAUUGACCCUGGUGAAAAAAUGCCCUGCCUCCGCCACUGCAUAUACCGCAUAUCAAAACAUGUAUAAGAUAACAAAUCAUUUAACAAACAACAUAUUUACUCACAUCAAGUAUAAAUCCAUUUGUCAGCAAAAUAAACCAAGAAAAAAAAAGUAUAAGCUAGUAAGCCAUCUACCAAAACAGUUAUCAGCUACACCAAUCAUGUAUCAAUUAACGACAAGUCUUUUGUAUCUGCUAACAAAAUAUGUAGCAUUGUAUCAAAUAUCAAAUCAUUUGUCAGAUAAAAAAUGAUUUAUAAAACAAUAUACCAUAUAACAAAUCUUAGACCAAUUUCAAUUUUAGCACAAUCAAAGUGAAAAUAGCAUCAAACUUAUAAUAGAAAAUAUUACGUAUAGAAAAUAAUAAUUUUAAGAGAGAAAUUCAAAGUUAAAAAAAUUACUUGUGGAUUGAUAGGAAACAUAAAUGAGAUUGAUUUUGAUUCAGUGACAGUAGCGUCGAAGAUGGCAGAGGUUGCUGUUCUUCAAGCACUUGCGCACCGGCGUCGGUGACAGAACCCAGGAGGAAAAUCGGAUUGGAAUAUUGGAAGUGAUGUAACAAAUUUUUAGUUAUCAUCAUUGCUAACAAUAACCCGAAGAUAGUGUUGAAAAUAAUAUUUUGAAACUCAACAAAAUUAUGUUCUGAUUGUGUUCAUCUUUGUUGAUUCUUCUUCAUAUUUAGGUUUUUCAAAUGUUUUUUGUUAUGAGAAAUUAAGGAGAGAGAAAGUUAUAGCGUAAAGUAAGAAGGAGGAGAGUUAAAAUCAGGAUACGAAGAGGAAGGGAGAAAGGUAGUAGGCUGACAAACAUACUAACAUAACUAGUAGGUUGACACGACUAGGAAGCUAUCAGUAAGGUUAAAAACGGAAUAAAAAUAUUUCUUUUAUUUCAUGGAUACUUAGCUAAUUAAAGAUGCUUUUAUAGGCAUAGAACCCAAUUUUCUCAUAUAAAUAUGGGAAGAAUGUUAUCUUUCCAAUAUUGACCAUGUUGUCAUUUUCGUUGCACACAAAAGAGGGAAAUAAUAGAUAUUGAGAACCGAGGAUGGUUCAGAGUUUUUUCUAUAUCCCCUAUAUAUUAAUUGAAGAUCAUUUAAAAAGUUGUAACCUUAAGUUUGUAUUAAUUAAAAGAGACCCUGCUUAGGUGUCACUUAAAUAUGAUGACAAUUUAGCUUACGUGACAGCUUAAGAAUCAACUGAAAAAAUGUUGGCCCAAAUCCA
Molecule: messenger RNA, 3266 nt
Organism: Brassica napus (rape)
Lineage: Eukaryota; Viridiplantae; Streptophyta; Magnoliopsida; Brassicales; Brassicaceae
Exons: 1
Coding region: 300-803 (167 amino acids)
Source: RefSeq, a predicted model, not a curated record